Molecule: messenger RNA, 1752 nt
Organism: Anguilla anguilla (European eel)
Lineage: Eukaryota; Metazoa; Chordata; Actinopteri; Anguilliformes; Anguillidae
Gene: kbtbd13
Product: kelch repeat and BTB (POZ) domain containing 13
Exons: 2
Coding region: 211-1710 (499 amino acids)
Molecular function (GO): protein binding
Source: RefSeq, a predicted model, not a curated record
UAUUCUUAUAGCUGCGAACAGCAACGCAAACAGUAGAUGCCCAGUGGAGUCAAUCUGCAUUAGUCAGAGCAGACAGUUUCUCAGGUUUCUCAGUUAUCGGACCGAAAGAGCACAAUGUAAACUGAUUUUAUCUCCUGGUUUCGUACUCUGAUAAAUUCUUAUGGUAUGUCAUUUUACUUUCCAAUAAUUGAGAUGAAAAAAUAAUGCUUGAUGGGGCAGAGCAGGUGUUCGGAGGGCGAAUCGGAGGAGCUUGAUCGCAAACCAGGGCUGGAUCCAGAGAUGGCAAACCAGAAAGUGAGAGUGGGGGAGAGUGUUUUCUCGGUCGACAGGGCUCUGCUGACAAGGAACUGUGAGUACUUCCGAGCUCUUUUCCAAUCGGGAAUGAGAGAAUGCCAACAGGAGGAAAUUCAUGUAAAGGGACUGCGUGCCCGUGGGUUCCUGGUCACCCUCAGCGUCCUCAAUGGUGAGCGACCCAUUCUGAAUGAUGAAGAGAUCAUUGAGGCCAUAGAAUGCGCUGCAUUUCUUCAGGUGGAUGCUCUUACAAAGCAUCUUAUAAAUAUAAUUCAUUCUGAUAACUGCUUGCUCAUGUACCACACAGCGGCCACCUAUGGCCUGUGGGAGCUUUACCACAGUGCUGCUCUGUUCAUCCGAGACAUGUACCGUGAUCUGGAAGAAGAUGCAAGAUGUUUGCCUGAUGAACUAUUACAGUAUGUGGAAUCUCUGGUCCCCAGUACGUAUGUGACAGUUGGAACACACUCUCCAACUAUCAAAUUGUUACAAGACUUCCAAAGGACGGUUUGUUACUUGGAUGAAGAUGAGAAGGAGUGGAAAGUUUUGACUGAUUUACCAGUUGAUGCUAGCACGACCAUGGCUGGGGUGACGGUCCUUAACAACAAAUUAUACAUUGUUGGAGGUGUGCGUGAUGUGACCAAUCAAGUGGUGGAACCCUGCUUCUGCUACGACCCUGUGAUUGACACCUGGAGCACUUUUGUGAGCCCCCAGCAGCUACGAUAUAACUUUACAUUGGUGGGACAUGAGGAUUACCUUUAUGCCAUUGGUGGAGAAUACGAGAGAACCACCAUGUCAUCGGUGGAAAGGUACAAACUCUCGACUUGCACCUGGUCCUUAGUGUCUCAACUACCUCGGCCAGUGGCCGGUGCGGCAUGCACCAAGGCCAUGAGCAGGAUAUUUGUGUGUCUGUGGAGGCCAAUGGACACCACGGAUAUCUACGAGUAUGUUCCUCCUGAAGACAGAUGGGUGCACAUCACGGCAUUGAUACGCCAGCACAGCUACGGUCACUGCAUGGUGGCACAUAGGGACAACCUAUACGUGAUGCGAAACGGACCCUGCGACGACUUCCUGAGAUGCAUGAUGGACUGCUACAACCUCACCACGGGGCAGUGGACAGCCAUGCCCGGCCUGUAUGAAAACAGCGAAGGUGCUCUCUUUACUGCUGUCGUGAGAGGCGACUCUGUGUUCACCGUUAAACGCAAGAUGACGCUGGAGUUUACAAUUGAGGACAAGAAAAAAUGGAAACCAAAGAAAGAGAUGAAUGGCUUUCCCAGAAUUGGCUCCAUGUGGACAUUUUUACUGAGGCUGCCGAAGAUGGGCAAACUGCCACGGGGUCAAGGAGUCCUGAAUGGGACACUCACCUUGGUCUCGCAAUUGUGGAACAUCUCCAACGCCUCCUCCACUUGGACUGAAUCAUAGCCGAGCUUACACAGCCGAUCGCACGUCACCAGGUAGCUCAGG